This is a messenger RNA of Parastagonospora nodorum SN15, 1464 nucleotides long. RefSeq lists its product as hypothetical. Gene Ontology annotation, molecular function: carbohydrate:proton symporter activity. NCBI's taxonomy places the organism in Eukaryota, Fungi, Ascomycota, Dothideomycetes, Pleosporales, Phaeosphaeriaceae. Gene Ontology annotation, cellular component: membrane. The record is from RefSeq and is a predicted model, not a curated record. The coding region runs from base 1 to 1464 and encodes 487 amino acids. The transcript is spliced from 5 exons. Gene Ontology annotation, biological process: carbohydrate transport; transmembrane transport.
AUGGCGAGCAUCGACAAUCAAAGCACCGAUAAGAAGGAUAGCUGGGCUGGAGAGCGCAUCUCAGAGGUGGACAGUGGGUCGACUGGGCAGGACAAUGACGAGAAGAGCACGCUUUGGCAAAACAUCAAGAAAUACCGAAAAGUCGUCUGGAUCACCAUUGCGCUCACCUCUGCGAUUCUCCUCUAUGGGUACGACAACGUUGUUGUUGGUACCGUGUCGGCCAUGCCUGUUUUCCAAAAGGACUUUGGUAUCUUUUACGAAGGCCAAUGGAUUCUCCCCUCGACAUGGCUCGCUCUAUGGAACGUUGCAUCUCCCAUAGGUGCUAUGGCUGGCUCUUUACUCGGUGGAUGGUUUAACGACCGGGUCGGGCGAAAGAAGGCUCUCGCUAUCUCACUAGUCGCCGGAUUCUGCCUCCAGUGCUUCGCGGAUCUGGGAUGGCUCUCUUUCCUUGCCAUUACAUUGCUGGGUCAAUUGACUGGCGCGCUGGUCAUCUACGGAUCUCUCAACCGCGGUAAAGGCUAUGCUGUCGUCUUCGGCUCUCAAUGGCCAUUCUCGUUCAUUCCCAUCGUCGUGGCUUUCUUCAUCCCCGAAUCACCCGCGUGGUACGUUCGCAAACGCUACAUGGACAAGGCACACAAGGCGCAAGCUCGUUUGGAUCCCCCAGGCACCGACACGGCCAGUGUUGUCGCCAAGAUUCUUGCCACCAUCGAACACGAGGAACUCUCAGCCAACGCGACGUUCAUGGAGUGCUUCCACAAGCGAAACUUUCGCCGCACUUUCAUCGUCAUAUGGGCCAACUCUUUAACAUCCAUCUUCGGACUGCAGCUUCUGGCUAAGGCGUCUUACUUCCUCCAGCUUGUCGGCAUGAAACCCGGAACAUCAAUUAUCUUCCUCAUCCUCGGUAUCGUGCUCGGCCUGAUCGCAAACAUCAUUUCAAUCUGGGUCAUGUCGCGCGUUGGCCGCCGGAAGUGCGUUCUUAGCACAAUGGCUUUUGCAAUCCUCCUCUGGACCUCCAUGGGCGUUGCAAAUAGCACCAAAAUCACGCCAGCAGUGACAUGGUACACAGCCGCCUGCAUGAUGAUCACCAUCGUCGUCUGUGGCAUCGGCGUCUGGCCCGCCUCCUACGCCAUCGCCGCCGAAACCUCUUCCCUGCAACUCCGCGCUAAAACUCAGGGUAUCGGCUGGGCAGUAUCUGCGCUCACGUCCACCGUGUCCGGUCUCUGCUUGCCAUACGUGUUCAAUCCUGACGAGGGGAAUCUGCGAGGCAAGACCGGAUAUACGUAUGCGGCGAGCUGUGUAGUUGGUGUGGUGGUAAGUUACUUCAUCAUUCCAGAGAUGAAGGGCAGGACUGUCAAUGAGAUUGAUAGGAUGUUUGAGGAGGGGUUAAGUGCGCGGGAGUUCAAGAGUUGGACGGGAGAGGAGGAGCUGAGAGCGAGGAGUCCGAGGACGGAACCUUGGGUUUGA